Messenger RNA from Drosophila arizonae, 663 nucleotides. RefSeq lists its product as uncharacterized. The record is from RefSeq and is a predicted model, not a curated record. NCBI's taxonomy places the organism in Eukaryota, Metazoa, Arthropoda, Insecta, Diptera, Drosophilidae.
GUUCGCUUUACGUUUAUAUUUGUUCUCUUCAAAAUGACUAUUGAAAAAUGUACUUUGGGAAAAGUUGAACAAGAACUUUAUAAGUUGGACAAGGCGCUUACCGAAGUCACAAAAGCAAUGAACGACAUUGAAAUGCAGAUGAAUUCUAACGAAGCAGAUCCAGACAACACCGAGAACAUAAAUGAAUUCGCAAUUGUCUUGAAGAACGUCUCAAUUGAAGAGAAGAAAUCAGAAGCCGAAGCCGAAAAUAUUGACGAGAAGUAUUGGAUCAUCUACAUGGAUAUACUACGUAAAAAACUUUGCCAUCUCGGCUGCAACGUAGUCCAGAUGCUCCAUCCAUUCAAGACACUGUUUUGCAUUGACUUCAGCAGGGGCACCUAUAUCAUAAUCGAGAUAAACAAAUCAAAAAUCUCGCUCGAGAAGAUCUCUCCGGAACACAAGAACUUCGAUAAUAUCAAAGAGCAUAUGGACAAAUCACAGGAUAUCCUCGGAUUGAUCGUCUUUUUGGCCACACUGAAUCUUAAGUAAUGUUCCCCCAAUUAUAGAUCUAUGUAGCUUAACCCAGAGGAUACGGAGUUACACUCUCCGUCAUAUAUAACACCGUGUUUGUACCAUAUAUGUAUAUAUAUGUCUAAUAGUAUUUACAUCAAUGUAAAUUAAAAA